AUGAACAGAUAAAGUAAUAUAAAAUCAGAAUUAGAUCAACUGACAAAACAUGUAAAUCAUUUGAAUAAUUUUUUAAUAGCAUACAUCUGUUGAUAAAUCGAAAGAGAGAAAUCACACUCCAAAAGUUAAAUGUUGUUCAAAUAAAUAUUUAUUGAAUUCUUCUACAAAAUAAAACCUCAACAGAUCCUACAAUAGCAACUAAAAAGUCCACUCCAAAUUAUAAUCAAAAGCAACCUCUGACAUCAAAUAGAAAUUAUUAGAUGAAAGUAAAUAUUCUAUUAUUAUCUUAAAAUAAUAGUUCUUAGAGGAUCUCAUUCAUAAUUCUCGUAAAGCUAUCUAACAAGUAUUAUACAAGAUAAAAUUGUUAACAAACCCUAAAAAUAUCAUACCUCUGAUGAUACAUCAAGUUUUACAUUACCGGAAAAAGAAUUUAAUAUUAAAACACCUUUUCUCUAGAUUGACAUCUUUACUGCUGAAGAAUGCAAGAAACAAUAGGAUUCAAUAACAAUUACUAAAUUUUAAGAACUAUUGGAAUAACUUGAAUUAAAGGAAGUAGAAUUGAAAGUCAAUGUGUUUUCUAAUCUCAAAACCUUAUUCUUAAUAUUAGCAAAAUAAAUAUAAUAGAAAUUAGCAUCUUAGAUGAAUGAAAUUACUAAAUUGUAAAAUUUUAAUACUGAAUUAUAAUAAUAACAAAAAAUCUUAUAAGAUAGGAUCUAAGAAUAGAAAUAAAUUACAAUUAAAACAGAAGAAACCCUAAAUUCUCUUUUAUUUACACUUCGAUAUACAAAUUUAAAUAAUCCAUAAAUAAUUGAAUAACAUACUGAUUAAGUUGAAACAUAAAAGCAUUAAUCAGAUAACAAGAACUUUGAAGAAAAUAUAUCAAUGAUGUCAGAAGAAUCAGCUCCAUUUGGAAAAUUUUAUAAUUACUAUAUUAAAAAAUAAUAGGAUCCAUAAAAUAAAAGAGCAUUAGGUUUAACUCUAAAUUUGAACUCCUUAAAAAAUCCAUAAACAGCUCCAAUAGGAUAUUAAGAAGAAUUUAUGGCAAAUCUUAAUGAAUUUAGUGAAAGUUGGAGAUAAUAAGCAAUUAAAGAAUAGAGAUUUUGA
Messenger RNA from Paramecium primaurelia, 1104 nucleotides. NCBI's taxonomy places the organism in Eukaryota, Ciliophora, Oligohymenophorea, Peniculida, Parameciidae. The record is from the annotation of a GenBank genome assembly.